Messenger RNA from Adineta ricciae, 933 nucleotides. The record is from the annotation of a GenBank genome assembly. Lineage: Eukaryota; Metazoa; Rotifera; Eurotatoria; Adinetida; Adinetidae.
AUGUAUAUUUCAUCGAAAAUGGACACCAUCAACACGAAUGGUAUUGACAAAAAUCUUCACGAUAGUCCAUUCCGACUUGGUUCCAGCAACGUCGAUUGGUGUGAGCCUAACUAUGUUGUUAGUGCUUAUAUCAGCGAAUUUUGGAAUACAGUCUCCAAUAUAUUCUUCUUUUUGGUUCCACCGCUAAUGAUUGCACUGUUUGCGUCUUACUCGAAACGAACUGCAAAUGGAAUCUCAGUGCUCUGGAUUUUAUUGAUCAUCAUUGGGACUGGUUCUGUGUAUUUUCAUGCUACACUUAGUCUUGCUGGACAAUUAGUUGAUGAAAUAUCGAUUCUCUGGGUAUUGAUGGCAGGUUAUGCACUAUUCUUGCCUGCAACUUAUUUCCCACAGUCACUACGUGUUCAACGCGCUCUAUAUAAAUGGGGUGUGACCCAUAAUAGUGGACAACGUCGAUUUGUAUAUAGUUGCAUUGUAUUGACGAUGAUCAUUACUUGUCUUUCUAUUAUAUAUCCAUAUGCUAAUGCUUUCGCCUUGAUGAUUCUUGGUUUACCUGCCAUUGCUUUUCUAGCCGUACAUCUCUCAAAGUGCGAUAAUCGUCGUAUUAAAAACCUUGGUAUUCAUUGUUUGGGCAUGUGGGCUAUUGCUGUGACAGUAUGGAUAUGUGAUCGAACGUUUUGUUCAUUUUGGCUAUCAAUCUCAUUUCCUUAUCUACAUUCUAUUUGGCAUGUGUUAAUUCUAUUUAGUAGCAACGAAGCUAUUGUUGUCUGUGCAUAUCUCUUGAUCAAAUAUCAAUAUCCUCAAGCAAAUCUGAUGUUACAUGUUUGGCCCAACGAAGAAUGGGGCUCAUUCAGUUUACCGUACCUGAAAUUUCAUGAUGAUGCAAACUAUUUAUCAUCAACAUCGAACAGUUUCGCAACGAAAUCCAUUGUCUAA